Penicillium malachiteum is the source of this 963-nucleotide messenger RNA. RefSeq lists its product as uncharacterized. NCBI's taxonomy places the organism in Eukaryota, Fungi, Ascomycota, Eurotiomycetes, Eurotiales, Aspergillaceae. Bases 1 to 963 code for a protein of 320 amino acids. Gene Ontology annotation, molecular function: ubiquitin conjugating enzyme binding; ubiquitin protein ligase activity. The transcript has a single exon. Gene Ontology annotation, biological process: ubiquitin-dependent protein catabolic process; protein polyubiquitination; positive regulation of proteasomal ubiquitin-dependent protein catabolic process. Gene Ontology annotation, cellular component: ubiquitin ligase complex; cytoplasm. The record is from RefSeq and is a predicted model, not a curated record.
AUGGACAAGCAGAGUAUGGAUUCUGCCUUGAAGCUUCUACUUGACGAUCUCGCAGAGGUUGAGGAGCAAAGUAAGGACAAACAGACCUCGGGACAGCUAACUGAUCUGGAAUGUGCCCUGGCUUGCAUGAGAGAGAAUGUUUUGGCUGCUCAGACUUCCAUCCGCAAUCGACAAAUGGCGCUAAGCACCACAAAAGCAACUUCUACGGACCAGGAAAUCCUGGAAUUUCUGAAAAAUGACGAGUCGCUCGCUCAAAGUGACCAUGAAUACGCCCGCGCAUUGAGUCGAACUAAUCAGGAUGACAUCCAUUUUCGAAGAUUCGACAAUGAUGCAUCGGCUGGUGCCAAUGACAAUUCAAUUUCCGCGAUGAUGGGGGACCUCAUGAAGCAUAUACUACGAGAAGAUCAGCCAGGUUGCGGAGAGGGUCCCUCAUUCCCAUCAUCAUCCUCAGACCCACAGAGAAGAAAGAAAUGUGCAUCAUGUCUUGAAAUAUGUGAUGAAAUUACCUUCAGUGGAGUAUGCGGUCACGAUUACUGUUAUGAGUGCACUCGGAAUCUGCUUCUCGCAGCCACCAGGGAUGAGACGCUGUACCCACCUCGUUGUUGUCGAGGUGUGAUGCGCCCAAUGAUGGUGCUUUCGGUUUUGAAUUAUGAGGAGCUGGUUGCAUUUAGUGAUAAGGCGGUUGAAUACAUGACGGUCAACCGGCUUUACUGUGCAGAUCAAACAUGCUCAGCUUUCAUCCCUCCUUUCAGGAUCAAAGACGAAAAUGGAAGUUGUCCGAAAUGUAACCAACACACACAUCAACCGUGUCAUUCCUUUGCUCACCCUGGUUACGAUUGUCCGAUGGAGGUCGGCUUGGACCAAGUUUUGGACAUGGCAGAGGAAAGGAGAUGGCAACGAUGUGCUGGAUGUCGAAGAAUGGUGGAGCUUGCCCAAGGGUGUAACCAUAUCACUUGUGUGUAA